Messenger RNA from Phytophthora nicotianae INRA-310, 1796 nucleotides. RefSeq lists its product as hypothetical. The record is from RefSeq and is a predicted model, not a curated record. The transcript is spliced from 2 exons. Lineage: Eukaryota; Oomycota; Peronosporomycetes; Peronosporales; Peronosporaceae. Bases 1 to 1689 code for a protein of 562 amino acids.
AUGGUGCUUCGAGCGGUAAAGCUGAUCUUCCAAGCAGCACUGCUGCUACAGGUGCUCCAGUGUGGCGCCUCCGUGAAUGGCGUCGAGGUAAAUGAAAACUUUCAGAACACUGAGCUCACAUCAAAGGACCAGCUGGGCACCGUUGCUCCGGCGAAUAUCCCGGACUCACAAGACGAGAAUAUUAAGAAGCAGGAAGAGCGUGGCUUCUUCGACUGGUUCGGCAAUGACGAUGAAACCCCGGCUCCGGCUUCGCCACCCUCAGGCGCGACCCCGGCUGCUGAAGAAACUUCGGGAGAAUUUGCAACUACGACGCCGAUCCCCGGCACGGCUGCACGGCCGUCCACCAGUAGUCUGAUGUCAAAGUACGGUAGUAUGCUAGGAGAGUUCACAAAAGACACCGAGACUGCCUCGGAAGCCGAUGGAAGCACGGCGGGCGCCGGUAGCUCUGCCACUACCCCUAAGACAAAGAAGACGAAGAAGCCCGCUGCCGCAGUGACCUCCACAUCGUCUUCAGCCAGUACCUCUGGCAGCGAUGCAGCUGAAACUACACCGAAGAGGAAAAAGAAGACAAAAAAACCUGUGACCACGAUCCCGACGACCGACACAGAGAAGCUGAUGGACAAGGCCUUCCAGUUGCAGAUCGUCAUUCUUGACUUGCCCCUGGCUAUUUGCUCAUGCCUCGGCAUCAAGAUCCCUCCCAAGCUUCAGUUCUCGGCCACCAUUCUGGCUGUCGUGUCGGCCAUUGUCAUGAUGGCUGUCAUGAUCGGUGAGACCAUUUUCGCUUCUUCGAACAACGUCAUGCUCAUGCUUCGUGAGUCGGGCGCUCUCAACACUACUGCGCUUAACGGCGACACUAUCGAGCUUGACACGUUCCUCAACACUAAAAACGGUACGUGUGGCUACGAGAUGAGAACCCUCACGAACCGCGUCAUGGGCAAGGUCUACGAAAUCCGCAACAAUACGCCCAAUGCUGCUCAGAAUGAUGUGCGCGUCGAGGUGAGCAAGUCGCCCAUCAUUACUGAUGACAUCCCUAUUGUUACCAACCACUGCAUGGGUGAGAUCUGGACCAACAAGACGAGUGCGUCUUCGUACAAGACCCGUAACCUGCUGCGAAAGACGAUCGGUGUGAUUGUUGACCAGCUGAUUGAGGACGGCACGACUGACAUGGGCAAGUCCGUGACCAAGAAGGAAAAAGCUCUCGAGUACUCGAACAUGGGUCUCUUCAUUCUCUCCAUUUUCGACCCUACGGGUAUUGCCUGGAUGGCUUCCGAAUUCGUUCAGCCCAUUUGUGGUCCCACCGAAUACCUCGGAGAGAUCGACGACGGCACUCUGUACGACGCCCUGGGUUUGAACACUGUUGACCAGGCAUUCCUGGGAAGCUACGGUGUCUGGAAGAAGAAGGGUGAUGGCUCCGUCACGGUUUACUUCGAGAGUGUUGACAAGUACGAUGUGUCUGUGGUGAUUAAGUCUGGUGGUGACAAGCUCAAGGAGGUCAAGGUGCCUGCUAACGGCAACGUCACGUGGACGUCUACGGUAGAGGAGCUGGGGGACAAGACAUUGUACCUCGAUCGCUGGCGCCCUGGUCUCUUCGGUCUGCCUGGUACGGGAGGUGGUUCCCUACUGCUGUGGAUUCCGCGGUCGUCUGAGGGUGGCCAGCUUAUUCUCCACGCGCGUUUGAAUGUUAGCUAAGCGGAUUCAUCAUGUCAUUUAGCGUAGUGGGCAUUUCUCAGAAGAUAUGAGAAAAGUUUGUUCACAUGUUUAAACGAAUACAUCAGAUUAUGUGGUCAUGCGUCGUG